CAUUAAAAAACCAAUGAUUUAUAGUAUAUUAGAAAUGCUCCUAUAUGGCUAUAUUUAUGACGGUGGCCAAGUCAAUGAUAUGGGAAACAAGCUCCCAACUCUUGCAACAGGGAGGUGGAAGAAUGUUGCCAAAUGCUACUCAAACUCAUAUGUUCAUGUGACCAUGAGCCAUCUACUUAUGAUCUUGCUGAAAGCUCCAUGCAACAAUAGUGGCCUAAAACCUUUGAUUUUUUUUUUAUGAUGUUGGGAAUUUUAAGGAUCACUGGUGAAGUUCGUGAGGGACACACUACAAGCUAUGAUAUCUCUUUCUCGAUUGUUGAAUGAUGGCCCGUCUGUUAUUAGUGGACGAUUUCAUUCUAAUUGGUGAGUCACGGUGAAAAUGUUUGAUCGUUAGUUUUAAUGGUCAACUCAAAUUUUGGACUAAAUCUAUUCCUAAUUUUCAAAAUUGAUCACCACUACAAGAAAACUUACUUUUAGGGACACAUAAUUAGAAGCAAUUGCUAUAUUAGCCUCUAAAGAUAAGCAUUUGAGACUAUUAAAUUAUUUGAUUCUAUUAAUAGAAUUAUUUUCUAUUGUAUUGAUAAUCGGUUUUAAUAUAUCGGAUUCUUGAGGUUUAUGUGUGAUGACUCGAUAUUUGCACAUGUUUUCCCCUUUGUUUCUUGAUUGUUUGAGCUUGAAUUAUCGUGUCUUUGGCCUAUUUUACGCUAGGUUGUGUUCCUUUGUCACAUUUCAGGUCCUAGCACAUAAAGUGAAGCAUAGGCGCAAGUUUCAAGUCAAUCAGAGAUCAAUUGACGAUUCGGGAGAAGAAACUCGGGUAUGACCUGAAGAAGAAUGGAUUUAUACCUCACUUUAUGGACAAAGAAUCAUCUAAGCUUGUCAUGAAAAGAAAGAGGACGAGACUACAAGCGUCUGGAAUCAAACGGCGACUGAUUCAGAGUCCGGACGAGGGAGAAACGAAGCAUUAAACAGAGGAUGAGCAAGCCACACGGGCACAACCCACACGGCCGUGUGACCUGGCCAUGUGGCCGUGUGGAAAUCACCGAGCCUUCACACGGGCAGCUGGGAAAGCCACACGGCCGUGUGGCCUGGCCGUGUGAGUCGGGAAUUGCUGUUUAAAACCCGAUUUUCAGCAAAAGGAAAGGGGGAGAGCUGGGUUUUGGAUCCCAAACACCCAAGGGACGAACCCUAGAGAGAGAGAGCGACUUGGGAACAUUCUUGGAGCUAUUUUGGAGGAUUUCUUCGCCUUUGGAGCUCGGGAAUCAAGCUUGGAGAUGGAGAUUGAAGAUCUAGAUCAUAUUUCUGCAGUCUCUCUCUUCUCUAUGGAGUAACUUCCCUUCACUUAGGUUUUGAGGAACCUUAGUUCCAUGAGUUAGGAUCUUUCUUAUAUGAAGUUUUGGAUGCUAUAUUGUUUGAUUAUAAUCGAAUGAUGCAUGUUUAUUGAGUCAAUUGAAGUCUGAUCAACUUUUCCUGAUUCCUGCUGCAAUCUGAGAUAGAUAGAAUCUGAUUAGGUUGCUAGAGUCUCAUCAUUCGGUAGUAGGAGAUUGGCUAUACGAGAGUUAGCCAGUUUACUGCUUUGUACUGGAAUCCAAUUCCAGUAGUGGAGUUAUGUGCUUAUUGCUUCAGCUUUCUAUCCUGGUGAAGACUAGUCGUCUGCCGGAUAGUUAGACUGAGAGGGCUUGGUCAGCUUAAGAGAUUCCAAGCUACUGUCGGAUCUUCCGCAGUUUAAUCAACAGUAAAUCAACCAAAAGGAAUUACAACUUGGACCUAAUUGAGGAGCUAGGGGUAAUCAUACCUAAGUGAGUUCCCAAACUGUAAUUAGUAGUUUUACUUAGUUUAGUUAGUAGAGUAGUUUAGUUAAUCAAUCCUUAAUCUAGUUUGCUAGAUAAUGAACUGAAGCUGAGUAAUAGUAACUCUAGAGACCCGUGGAUACGAUAUUUAUUACUUGUGCCACUAUACUGCAGUCCCUUUCAUUGGUUACACUUGGCCAUUUUUAGGUGUUGUGUUUUAGAGCAUCAAGUUUUUGGCGGCGUUGCCGGGGACUUUCUAGAUUAUUAGGAAAGGCAGAAGUUUGUUACUUUAGCGUUUUUUUCUUUUCUUUUCCACCCUUGCUUUUCACUUGGGUGUUUUUGUUUUUGUUGGUGCAGAUCUGAAUCAUGGAUCCUAAUGGCUUCUCCAAUCAUUGGGGGUAUCCACCACCAUCCGGGUGGUAUUACCCCGCAACUCCCUACAGCAAUCAAGGAGGAGAAGACUAUGGAUUCGGGUUCCAGUACCAACCCCCUUACUACGGAGAACAAUCAGACCCCUGGGCAUAUCAAGAACAACCUCAUUACCAAGAAGACUUUCUCCCACAACCAGAAGGGCCAUCGGAGCUGGAGUUACCCAUGGCAGCCUUCACGGGCCACUCUGCAGAGCCAUGCUACACUUCACUGGAGGAUCCGAACGAACAAUUAAGGCUUCUCGUGGAGCAGUUUGCUCGAGACACUGAGAAAUCAUGCUCCAAGAUGGAUAUUCAAAUCAAAGCCCUUGCCACUUACGAUCCCUCAUUUCUCCAUGAUAUGGAGGAGACUGUUCAGCGCUCAGCGAAGCAAACAGAGUGGGUGAAGCAAGUUUGCUCACAUCUUGCUCAAGAUCACCUUUCUGCUGCCACGCUAGAAGAGGUGGAGGAUGACAAAGGCUAUGGGAGCGUUGAGGAGCAUACAGAAGUUAUCACAGAGAACUCCCAUGAUAACCAUGAUCAGGAAAGUCCUUUGGUUGCAGACCACACCUUUCCUCAUUUAUGCUCUAACAUGCUGGGCCCGUGCGAGGAGAUGCAAGAUGAUCCCAUUGAAGAAAUUGCUUGGCGACUUGCUCUCCAAUUUGAUCUAGAAGAAGAAGAGCGAGCAAGGAUGAGGAAGGAAGUUGUGGAUGAUGAGGAAGAAAGAAAAGAAGAGGUGGUUCUUGAUCUUUUCCCAGGGGAGAGACCACAUUUUGAAGAAGGAAGGGGGGUUGAGGAAGCAAUUGGCGUCCAGGCUGAGGAUGAAGUUGAGGUGGAAGAGGCAUGCACCGGCCAUGAGUUGCAAGUAAUAUCCCCACCAAACUUUGAGGAACUGCUUGGCAAGGACCCAUUUGCAGUGUCUCUUUGCCAGACCAAGGCCACAUCGACAUCGGUCCCUCUUGGUGGACGCGAUGGUGGUCGGUCGAUGCUGUCAUAUCUGGUUUGGGGCAAUGAGAUGAGAGAAGAGAAGAAGAGGUCUCGAGGGUGGAGACUUCAUCUGCAUCAAGUACAUGAGCCUUCAUCACCUGCCACACCACAUGAUCGUGACUUGAGACUCCACCUCAUCGACGAGAACCUCAACUUCAAGGAGGUUCUAGCAUGGACCGAAACUUAGGAGCCAUCGUCCGGCUCACGACGUGAAAGAAGCGCUUGUUGGGAGGCAACCCAACCAGUCGGUUUGCAUUUCUUUCUCUAUUUCUCCUCGGUUGAGUCAGUUUUGUUAUUUGAUUUUAGAGUCAACCUUUGUGAGAUUUUGUGUGGUGUUUGUGUUCUGAUUACUCUCUCUUCCUGGAAUGCACUGCCUGACCCGUACAUCAUCAUUCACCCUUGAUCUGGUAACUUCGUUCUACCCUCCUUAUCUUUCCUCCAUUGAGGACAAUGUCGUGCUUAAGUGUGGGGGGGGUGUUCGAUUAUGUAUGCGGGUGAAUGUUUGGCUGUUUGUGUGCUUGGAGCCUAGUUCACUGUCCAAAUUUUUAAAUUUGAGGGCUCCAAGUAUGUGUUUCCUUGCAAAUUGCCUGCUCAGUAUGCUUUGAAUUGACAGUCUCUAUAGUAAUGUGCAACCUAGGGAGGUAGUGUAGCACUAUGGAGGAUGUUGAAGUAUAAGAUUUUUCCUAUCUAGCUCUCUGUUGUGCCAGUUGAUUUUGUGAAUUAGUGGAGCUAAGACCGUUGAAUUCAUGUGGUAAUGGUGACUCUGUUUGGAUUAUGUUAUGGACUCGUGUAUCGAACAGGGUGCUCAUAUGGAAAAUGGGAAGCAGUUGGUCCUCCAUGUCAAAAUCAUUAAAUCUUAAACAUGGGG
Molecule: messenger RNA, 4049 nt
Organism: Linum trigynum
Lineage: Eukaryota; Viridiplantae; Streptophyta; Magnoliopsida; Malpighiales; Linaceae
Source: the annotation of a GenBank genome assembly